AUAGUUAAAACAGCGAGAGUAAAACGAUUGUGUGCAGCCAUGGCAGCGAUAAAUGUUCGCGAUCAGAAACUUGAGCAGCAACGUCAAAUCAUGGAACAGAAAAUGAAACAAAAGAGGCAAAAUUCUGGUCUUGUCCAAGCCAACGAUCUCAGAGUAGGGUCCGCCAAAAGACCGAUUUCAGGAAGCCGUUCCCGGGAGCUACACGGCUAUGAUGGUCCGAUGCAAUUUCUUAUGUCUCCAGUCAAUCCUGACCAAGUUAUACCCCUCCAAACAAAUAGAAUAUCAACUUAUGACGACUUGGGCAACCAAAUAGAAGUCUUAACAGUAGGGGAUUCCGAUGGUGGGACUUUGGAUGGUGACGGGGAGGAGGAAGAAGAGAGCGUUCCUGUGUGCAGCGUAGGACGUGACGUCAGCACUGAUGACGUAUGCGCCGACGCCGCGGUCGCGCCGAUGCAGCCGCGCCUGUUGAGGAGAGAUUUAUCACCCAGUCAGGCACCAGAGGUAGAAGGAUCGGUAGAAGGAGCGGUAGAAACAUUCGUAGUGACUCCAGCUAAACAUGGCACUUUGUACAAGUGCCGGAUAGCCCGCGAUAGGAAAGGCAUGGACCGUGGCUUGUAUCCAACAUACUUCCUGCAUUUGGAAAAGGAUUAUGGCAAGAAAGUGUUUCUCUUAGCAGCUCGUAAACGUAAAAAAUCCGCAACGUCGAAUUAUCUCAUAUCCACGGAUCCAACAGAAUUGAGCCGCACCGCGGACAGUUUCGCUGGGAAACUAAGGUCUAACCUCCUUGGUACAGCGUUCACUGUGUACGAUAAUGGCAAAGCGUGGCGAAAGCAUGACCAUACCAAGACGAGGUGUGAGUUGGCAGCUGUUGUAUAUGAUACAAACGUCCUAGGUUUCAAAGGACCUCGUAAAAUGACUGUCAUCCUGCCGGGUAUGACGCCCGAAAGGCAACGCGUUACCAUCGCGCCUCAAGAUGACAGCGAAACGCUCCUCGAACGAUUGAAAACUCAGAGUUUGGAUGAUAUCGUCGUUUUACAUAAUAAAACCCCUGUAUGGAACGACGAAACUCAGUCCUACGUCCUGAAUUUCCAUGGCAGGGUAACGCAAGCUAGUGUGAAAAAUUUCCAAAUCGUACACGACGCGGAACCCGAUUACGUCGUUAUGCAAUUCGGUCGAAUAGCCGAAGACGUCUUCACUAUGGACUUUCGAUACCCCCUUUGCGCUCUGCAAGCAUUUGGCAUUGCGCUCAGUUCGUUUGAUAGUAAACUUGCUUGCGAGUAAGAAUUGUAUGCGAUUUGAAAUUGAAAUGUUUGCAUUUAUUUACAAUUCCAAUACCAAAUUUCAAAUUCACCUGUGCACAUUUCUCAAAUUGAGUUUGGCUGCUUAGUUAAUUGCAAAGAAAUGAUCCUCAAAAGAAACAACCAAUGUACGACAAACUUGUAUUAAAGCGUUUGUUUUAUUUCGGUGCCCACGCCAUCUUUUGGCAUUUUGGAGUAAACAGAGUUAUUUACAAAUUUAUUCAAAAGGUGGCGCUAUUUUUAUCACUUUACUUUUAAAUUAGAUUUUAGACUGGUCAUAUUAAUUUCGGUAAUGAAAUGUGCACAGAUGUAUUGAAAGAAACAUGCAUUUUGUAUUCAAAUUAUGUUUAGCAUUUAUCUAUUUAUUUAUUUUUGUACUGAACGAUCAGUAAUGAUUUUUACAUUGUAAUAAAUUUAAUGCAUUUUUUAAUUUAAGAACAAAAAAGGCGCUAUUGUAAACACAGCUCAUGAAAAUAAAGACACUAAGGUUUAAAAGUAACAUUUACACAAGUGCAGCUAAAGAUCUGCAAUGGACAAAAUUAGGACAAAUUAUAGUGGUCAAUCCACUGACCAGCUAAAACCUAUAAUGU
This is a messenger RNA of Hyposmocoma kahamanoa, 1888 nucleotides long. It is a transcript of the gene ktub, whose product is annotated as protein king tubby. Gene Ontology annotation, biological process: protein localization to cilium. Gene Ontology annotation, cellular component: cilium. The transcript is spliced from 7 exons. The record is from RefSeq and is a predicted model, not a curated record. Bases 40 to 1281 code for a protein of 413 amino acids. NCBI's taxonomy places the organism in Eukaryota, Metazoa, Arthropoda, Insecta, Lepidoptera, Cosmopterigidae.